AUGGCCGCGGCGGCGCGUGGAGGCGACGACGCACCGAAGCAGUCGGGGUUGCUCGCGGCCGAGGUGGCGGCCGUUGCGCUGAAGAGGGCCGGCGCGGACGCAACCGCUGAAGCGGCUGUGGUGGGCGAUCCGGCUGGUGUCGGGGCAGGAGAUGUAGUGGAAGCUGUGGACGCGACCGAGGGUGCUGCAGGCGUGGGCGGCGCAGCUGGUGUCGUGGCCGUCGUCAGGGCAGAGCACAUCGGCGAAGUAGUCGACGGUGACACCGGGGUCGAAGUCGCAGCAACCGCAGGGACGCGACCCGAGGGCGCUGUCGGUGUGGGCGGCGCAGCUGCUGCCGUGACUGUCGUCGUCGGGGCGGAGGUCGCGGACGGCGAUGUCGUGCAAGAUGGCUGA
This is a messenger RNA of Miscanthus lutarioriparius, 393 nucleotides long. The record is from the annotation of a GenBank genome assembly. NCBI's taxonomy places the organism in Eukaryota, Viridiplantae, Streptophyta, Magnoliopsida, Poales, Poaceae.